Molecule: messenger RNA, 5260 nt
Organism: Puntigrus tetrazona (Sumatra barb)
Lineage: Eukaryota; Metazoa; Chordata; Actinopteri; Cypriniformes; Cyprinidae
Gene: gpc5c
Product: glypican 5c
Exons: 9
Coding region: 205-1977 (590 amino acids)
Biological process (GO): cell migration; positive regulation of canonical Wnt signaling pathway; regulation of protein localization to membrane
Cellular component (GO): plasma membrane; cell surface; extracellular region
Source: RefSeq, a predicted model, not a curated record
AAUGAAUUCAGUGACACUCUCAGUGAACGGGACGCAGCGGCGCUUUUCCCUUCUCGGUUUGGGAAGGAAGGACUCACUAAAGCCGGUGCAGCAUGUGAAAGUCCAGCACAGGCGACUUUCUCCUCUUUUCUUUUUACACAUUUCGCAGCCAGUCUCUGACAUCAAGCAAUUCAACCGCACCGAUUUCUCCACUGAAAUGCCGUCAUGCCACGCGUGAGUGUCAGCUGGAUUAUUACGGUGCUCGCGGUGGAGCUCGCGACACUGUCCGCCGCGCACGCUCACAGCUGUCACGAGGUGAAAACGGCGUUUCAGGUGCGUCAGAUCGGCCAGCUGAAAUGGGUGCCGGAAACACCUGCUACAGAUGUGGACCUGUCUAUAUGCAAGCACGCUGGGCCGUCAUGUUGUACGAGAAGAAUGGAAGAAAGCUACAGAACAGCAGUCCUGAGAGACACCACUCAGAGCAUCAGAUCAUACAGCUUUGAGCUGAAAUAUCUCAUUUCUGCACAUAUCACCGCCUUUCAGGAUACGUUCCAGUCUCUAAUCAUCUUCUCUCAGAAUCACCUGACCUCUUUGUUCGAGACCACGUACUCUUCUCUCAUGUCGUCCAUCUCCCCUCACAUCGUCUGCCUCUUCACGGACCUUUCUCGCUUCCUCCAGGGCACCGGCAACGUUUCUGUUGAAGCUGCCGUCCACUGUUUCUUCGACAGUCUCUUCCCAUUGGUCCACACUCGUAUUGUCAAUCCCGGCAUGGCUUUGAGCAUCAGCGAGGACUCUUCUGAUGCAAACCAGCUCGGCGACUGUCUCCGCAUGACGAGGCAGGACGUUAACCCCUUUGGGCCGCACCCAAAGGCAAUGGCAGAUUCGCUUGCGAGCGCGUUGCGGGCAGGCCGGGUGCUCAGCCUGGCGCUCGGCGUGGGUUUGGAAGUGAUGAACGUUACGGAUUCGGAGGAGCUGUCCCGGGAAUGCAGUCGCGCUUUGGUGCGCAUGCAUUAUUGCUCUCAUUGCCGCGGACUCACCCUGAUCCGGGCGUGCAGCGGCUACUGUCUAAAUGUCAUGCGCGGGUGCCUUGCCAGCCUCUCGGAGCUCCACAAUCCUUGGAGACAAUACGUCACCGUGCUCCGGGAUCUCACACACAUCGUUGCCGGAGAACACAACCUGGAGCUUGCUUUGCUGGGGAUCAGAGGUCAGGUUGAGGAGGCCAUACUCUACGCUCAGCUCCACGGGCCCAGGAUAACUGCUACGGUGGAUAAGGUAUGUGGUCACUCUUCGAAUGCUUCUUCAACCACAGUCAGGACGUUUCCUCCGACUUCAGUCACGCCUCCACCUGCCAACAGCUCGCAGGACGUUCCAGGAGCCGAUAAGAUCGGCAUGUUGGCGCACCUUCACAGUUCACUCCCACUGAAAACCUCCAAGACCGAUAGAAGUAGAACUCUGAAAAAGGUUGCACGGGAGUUUAUGGGGUAUAUCUCCCGGUAUAAGUCUUUCUUCUCCAUACUUCCGGAGACGUUAUGUGAGGGAGAGAUGGGCGUUGAUGAGCUCACGUGUUGGAGUGGAGAUGACGUAGUCAAAAGUUAUACUGCAAGAGUGGUUGGUAAUGGAGUUCGGGCUCAAAGACAGAAUCCAGAAGUAAGGGUCAGAGGUGCUGACCCUGUGCUUAUGGAUGUCAAAAACAAACUUGAACUCUUCAACAUGGAAAUCCAAGAGAUCAUGCCUGGUGUGGGUCACAGGGAGUCCUGGGAUGAGACAGGAAGUGGAGAGAGCAGCGGUGAAUGUGACGAUGAGGACGGUUGUGAAGGUUCUGGAAAGUCUGUGGCGUCUCCCACCCUCACAGAAGCUGAUGUAUCCAAAAAAGCAGCGAAGGUCCCCUUCCACGACUCGCCCAUCACUCAGAACACAUCUCCAUCGGAUGCUUCUUUUUCCAUGGCCAGCUUCAUCGUCAUCAUUCUCGCUCUGGGGCUGCACUGGCUUUUUAUCUGAAAGGCCACAAACGCAUACACACGCAGUGAUCAUACACACACACACACACGGGUGAACAUCAUGAAGAAAUGUCAGGGUCUUAUUUCACCCAAAAAACCAAAAGAAAAUGAUUAAUUUCUCUAAUUUGACAUUAUUUAAUUUACAACUGAAUAAUUUAUUUGUGGUUUAGCCAUUACUCUGUUCUUCAGUGUCACAUGGUCAUUCAGAAAUCAUUCUAUUAUUCUGAAUUAUAAGUGUUGGAAACAACAACAAUAAUAGAUUUUUAACAAUAUGCACUAUUUCCGAAAAUCCGUGGACAGUAUGCUAUUUUUUUUACCAGUUAAACUGAUAAAAAAUGUGUUAGUGAAGACAUUGUUAUAAAAGAUUUCUAUAUAUAAAUGCUGCUAUUUAACAUUUUUUUCAUCAUGAAUCCACACGUGUCGGAAAUAUUAAGCACUAAACUCAGCGAUUUUAAAUUGGCAAAGAUUUUUUCAAUGAAUUAAGAUGAAUUAGUUCGAUUAAGUUAUAAUCAGACGAUUGGUGAUGGCACCUCUUCAAAUGAUGAACGAUAUGCUACAUAUUACUAAUAAGAAGCAGGAUCACUGUAAAAUCUGAAUACCUGUUUUAGAUUUUUAGAAGUUAUAGUCUUUAAUAAAAUAUUAAUCAUAGUGAAGGUCUCUUUUACUCCUUAGAAGUGCUCACGUACCUAUUGAACAGCUUUACAGCUCAGAGUGAUUUAAUAUUCUAUAAUUUUGCAGCUAGGUCUAUAUGGCUUGUAUGAUCGAGUGUAAUUACUGUAUCUAAAUAAAUCCCGCACACGGAUAAGAAUUCACACACAUAAAAUGAGGGUGUGGAUACAUAAAUAAUUGGAUUUCUAAUAUCUGCUGUCACAUGGACAAAUAAAUUAUUGAUGAUAGAUUAGAGUGAUAUCUGAAGGAUCACGUGAUACUAAGGACUGGAGUCAUAACUAGUUCAAAUUCAGCUUUGCCCCAACAGGAAUAAACUAUAUUUCAAUGUAUAUUAAAACAAAAAAUGUGUUAUUUUAAAUCUAAACAAUAAUUUUAAUUAAUUAAUUAAUUUUAAUUAAUUUUGUAUCAAAUAAAUGCAGCCCUGAUGAUUAAAAAAUCAUCACAAUGUCAUUGUAGCAAUUUUUUUUUUCAAUGCAGGGUACUAAGAAUUAGUGGAGGGCAUUGUUUAAUUUUUUUAAUAAAUUACAUAUAUAUAUAUAUAUGUGUGUGCAAACACAUUUUUUUAGUUCAUUUCCUGUCAGUUCAUAUGAGUUCACCCAAACUGUACCCCUAAAUAUUCACAUUGCAAGGUCGAUUCAUUAUGUUCACAGCCCCAUUUUGUGGAAGACUCCAGCAGGAAGCCUGGCUUUGCCUCAGACUUCUAAUAUCAGGACAAAACUCUUAUCAUAACUGACUGGGACUGUGGAAUGCAUGACAAAAUAUGUGCAUCUGUGGAAACAUCUCCCGUGACCACACAACAAAAGGAAAACAGAAUCUGUCUGCAUAGUAAGCAAAGGAUUUUACCAUCAUAAACACACACACACACAGAGAGUAUAACUGAAUGAAACUAUGAAUGAUAUGCACAUUGUACUAUGUAUAUAGUUUGAACUGGCGCUGAAUUUAUAGGACAACGAAUGUUUAAGUGUCACACAAACCUUUUUUUUUUUAAGAUUUCUUCAGCUCUGACUGAAACCCACACAAACACAUAGUUAUGAUGACAUACAGUACAUCUUACAAAAUAUUGGCAAUGUUGCUGUUACCUGUUUGCACGACUUUCAUAGAUUUAAAGGGCUCAAAGCAUCCCUUUAUUACUUAACGUUUUUUUUUUUUAAUUCCUGCAUUUAGCUUCCAAGUGCACAGCUUUUAUAAGAAAACAUACUUUUAACUUAAAAAUAAUAGUUUAUUAAACAUAUUUGAAAUAUACCGUGUCAUUUGGAGUAUACCAUGUCAGUGUCAUGAGGUUCAUAUUUACUGAAUUACAUAUUUAAAAUUGCACUAAAUUUGCUUUAUUCUAAAAAAAAAAAAAAAAGUUUUUUUUUUCCCUCAAAAGUGUGGUACAGUUUUGCGUGAAUGUUGUCAUGUUUAAUGAAAAAGGAAAAAAAGAAAAAAAUCACAGAUAUGCAGAAUGCCUUUCUUUUAUAAAAAAUGAACUUAAAGCAAAGCAAUGCAAGAUGUUUAGAGAUACCAAAUAUUUUCUAUAAUAGCUUCUUUAGCGAUCUGUUCAUAGCAACAUAAAAACAUUUAUUUCCUAUUAUAUGUUAACAUUUAAGAGUCAGUAUUAAAACAUUGCUAUAGUUCUUACACAGAAGCAAAGAGGGUCUAAUGAGUCUGUAAACAUUUUUAAUGUUUAUGCGUUUUCUUUUUGUUGUUGUUGUUGUAGUUGCUGUGUCUGAUUGCACAUGAAUUGCUACAUUUGAUUUGCCUCAUGUAUCUCUGAUGUUGGUUCUAUAAUGUUUUUAUAUGAACGUUCACGAAUCUUCAUACAUUCGUACAUUUGCAGGCCGUCCAUUUCUCCUCCGAUAACAUGCAUACAACUACAGGGUGCGAAUUACAGGGGUUUAAAGCCCACAAAUUAGAGACAGGACGAGUCUCAGGAUGAGCGGUUGCUUUUAUCUGAUUGGUUUCUAUUAGGUCCAGUUUGGGGUUGUACUUUGGCAUGUCAUGUCAUUAUCACUUCAUUAUAACACAUAUCGCAAAUGUGUCAAAAAGUUUCUAAUUUCCUUUAAACAGGUUUUAUUAUAGUAAACUGCUGUCUAAUAUCUUCUGCAAUAUCAGUGGGGUUGCAUGAUAAUUUUAGAAUAAUCCAAAAAAAAUGCAAAACUUUUAUUAUUUAAUCACCUUCACCCUUGUUAAAAAAAUGCAGAAUAAAGUUUCGAAAGACAUCAGGGUCAAUACAUGACAAGAUUUCCAUUUUGGGGUGAAUUGUUUCUUUAAUAUUGCACUCUACAAUGUAUCUAUAAAGAUUCCUUUAUUUAAAAAUAAAUGCUGUUGAAGGUCUGUAGUUCGCACCCUGAAUAGUUACUCAAUGCCAUGCAAAGCCAAUGUUUUUUUACAUUUAAUGUUUGUUCCAAACUGUCAUUUCUGAGUAUGACUGUAAAAUGGAUUGUGAUUACAGCUUGUUUGCUGUGUUUUUAAUUUUCAUUUUCAUUUUUUUUUUCGUUCAUGGUUUGCUUGGUACAGUUGAACACGUAUGGCUCAGCGAAUGAAGCUACUGAAAAACUAUCAAAUAUACACAGCGCAUAUAAAAAGUUGGUUAAACUGGUUAACUAAAGCUAAUAAAAUGAUUCUCUGCUCAA